GACAGUAGCUGCAUAGGCACUUUCUAAAAAAAGAAAAAGUGACACUCAAUUUGUAUUGUUCAUUUAAUUGUGUGUUGUGUUUAUUUCCAAGAAAGUACAUUUGACUCAUUUUUUGUUUGGUUUUGGGUGGAGUUGGUCUUGAAGGUAUUUCGACAACUGUUUUAUCAAAAGCUGCAGUGAAAGGUUUGUUUACGAUUUAUUUUAAGAACAGUUCAUGCACUCGCUAUAGAGAUCUUCAAAAUGAACGAUUUAGACAGACAACUGGCUGAAUUGGCCUUAAUAAACAAAACCGACCUGCAAUUGAAUCCCUCUUUGGGAAGCCCUGGGAAGAAAAUUGGACCUGCAGUUCCUCCUAAGCCCAAAAAGGCCCAACCGCAGAUACCUCAAUCAUAUCCACUAAAACAAGCCGUUGAACCGAGUUACUCGUCCCGGUUGCAGGCCCAUCAACUCUACUCCAAUGUUCAAAGUAAUAAUUCACACUCGCAUUACUCCAAUGCUCAACCACAAACGCUAACCAAUAAGUACCACAGUCAAAGAGCUAACGACACAAAUUAUGCUAACUUGCCUAAGAACAAUGAUGCUAAUCAAUAUGCCAAUUUGCCUAGAAGUGGCUCUUCUGUUUCACGACAAGGUAAUUAUGGUUCCAGUGAGUUUAUUCAAAAACAGGGCUCCUUACCAAGGGCAAACAUGGUUCCUAAAGGUUACGAUAAUACAGCUUAUAGUAAUAUUCAGAUGGCUCCUGCAAGAAAUCAAGAAGGUUUAAUUUACAGCAAUCUGAUACACGCUCCAAUUGAUGGUUCUAAUAUUUACAGUAAUUUACCUCCGACAAAUUCAUCUUAUGCUAAUGGUGACGAUUUGCCGCCUCCACCGCCUCCAUUGGAUAUAACCUCAGGUUUACCGGAUUACGCUCCGUGUACAGUAAACACGAAUUUACCGCCUCCGCCGAAGGAGCUGUUGCCGCCUCCUUCGCCGGUAAGUUCGAGCUACAGCGAAUUGAGAAGAGCUACCCAGCCGGGUCAAGAUUUCCAUAAUUACAGCGUCGGUUCGCAGUACGGUGACAGCGAUUCUUUAUAUGGAUUUGGGGAACUCUCUCAGUCGUCCUCGACAUACGAGUCCAUUUACGAACCGAUAAAUCCCCGUCCUCCGAGUCAAAUGUCGUCCCGCUCCAAUUAUUCGCUGUACGCGCCGUACGUCAGCGGAGGCAGCAGUACCGCGAUCGGACCGAGCCAAUCCGUCAGCCGUUUGGGCCACAACAAAGAGCAGGAAGUUGAUAACUUGACCGACCUGCUCGUGCAGGGCAUGAGAGGAGGCGAAGAGAGCGACAUCGACCAGGAGGACGUCUACGGAAUAUGCAUCAAAUGCGGCGAAAAGAUUAUCGGCGAAAACAGCGGUUGUACGGCGAUGGAUCAAUUGUACCACAUUAAAUGCUUCACUUGCCAUCAUUGCGCUAUAAAUCUGCAGGGAAAGCCUUUCUACGCUUUGGACGGGAAGCCUUAUUGCGAAGAAGAUUAUCUGAACACGUUAGAGAAGUGCUGCGUUUGUCAAAAACCAAUUCUAGAUAGAAUCCUCAGAGCUACAGGCAAGCCGUAUCAUCCGAGAUGUUUCUCUUGCGUAGUUUGCGGUAAAAGCUUAGACGGCAUUCCGUUCACUGUAGACGCUACUAAUAGAGUGCAUUGCAUCGAAGACUUCCAUAAGAUAUUUGCGCCGAGGUGUUGGGUAUGCAAACAGCCCAUUAUGCCUGAACCAGGUGAAGAAGAAACCGUCCGAGUGGUAGCAUUAGAUCACAGCUUUCAUGUACAGUGUUACAAGUGCGAGGAUUGCGGUCUGGUUUUAUCGUCCGAGGCGGAAGGUAGAGGUUGUUAUCCACUGGACGGUCACGUUUUGUGUAAAAGCUGUAACGCCAAACGAGUUCAAGUGCUUACUAAUCACAUGACUACUGAACUUUAAAAUGGGGUUAUUCGAUUACUACUAGAGGUACUUGAGGCUUGCGAUUUUUUUACUAGAGGCUUAGCAACUAGAUGUAUUGGGGAGAUUGGCUAAUUCUGUAGGUUUCUAAAAAUUGGCAUUUUUCAGUUUCUAUAAAUUGUUUCUUUUAUGAUGGAGAUAGGCCAAAUUACUAAUUAAUUUAUUAUCUUAAAGAUAGAAAAAUAAUUUAAAUAGAUUCAGCACAACUAUAAUAGCAAAUUUAUCGGUUUUACGCUCAUUGUAACAGGAUGAGGACUUUAUUUUCAUGUAUCUUCUAUUAAUUUAAGCUAUCAAUGUUGUUAAAUAUUACAAAUAUAUUCACACAAGUUUUAACAAUUGCAUAUAUCGUAUGAAGACAGUUUAGAAACGGAUAGUAUUGGUUGAUUAAACAAUUUUCUAUAUAUUUGCUUCAGCUCAAUUAUAAAUAUAGUUAUUUAAUAUAUUAGUUUACGGUUGUUGUUGUGAUUAUUGGGUAGUUUUAUAUAUUUUAUUCACAAAUCGUCCUGGAAGCUGAUUAAAUGGUAUUCCUGUUAAAUAUCACUUGGAUUAGAAGGCUCAUGUGUUGAAAAUAUACGUACAGAUAUGUAGAUUGUCGAAAUUUCUAAAUUCUUUCGGAUAAUUCUAGUCUUGUAUAUUAGCAUAUUUUAUGGAUUUUUGGCAAUUUUUAUUGUAAAAGGGUUUAUGAUCAAUUUUUAGCGAUAUACAUACAAUGUUGCGUUUUUACAUUCCAUUUUCAAACUAUUAGAAAUUUAUUAUAGUAAAUAGUGAGACUAAUUUUAUACUUUUAUACAUAAUAUGGUUCUUUUAUAUUAAGAUGCUUUAGCUUACAAAUGCUUAUUGAAUGUAAAGUAGUUAUAAGAGAUUAGAAAUGUUACUGGUUUGAGAAAUAUCCUAGAAUACAAUAUGUAUAUAAAGUACCGCGAGAAAACUUCAAGAAAAAAUUAUGAAAUAUCUUGGGCAAUAUUUAUUUCUGGUCAAAAUACGAAAAAUGUGAUUUUUUGUUAUUUUUAUUGUGCCAAUUUAUAAUAUAAGAUGUGCAUACCUAUAUUAAAAUAUUGUGAAUUUUA
Molecule: messenger RNA, 3032 nt
Organism: Phyllotreta striolata
Lineage: Eukaryota; Metazoa; Arthropoda; Insecta; Coleoptera; Chrysomelidae
Source: the annotation of a GenBank genome assembly